This is a messenger RNA of Myxocyprinus asiaticus (Chinese sucker), 2062 nucleotides long. RefSeq names its product mitogen-activated protein kinase 1 (gene mapk1). Gene Ontology annotation, molecular function: MAP kinase activity; ATP binding. Gene Ontology annotation, cellular component: cytoplasm; nucleus. Gene Ontology annotation, biological process: protein phosphorylation; intracellular signal transduction. The record is from RefSeq and is a predicted model, not a curated record. Bases 362 to 1471 code for a protein of 369 amino acids. The transcript is spliced from 9 exons. Lineage: Eukaryota; Metazoa; Chordata; Actinopteri; Cypriniformes; Catostomidae.
AACCUCUCGAGAAGUGAAGUGUAACUUCCAUCUCUAUGGUAACCACUCUCCGCUCCCUGCACACGUGAUCUCCGUUAUUUCCUGCGGCAACACUCUCUUGCUCGCUCGCGCUCGUUGUUGCCUUCAGUCUCACGCGCAGAUUACUAUCACUGUAUAUACACAUUUACUAAUAUAUGAAUGCCAGUCAGCAACAGCGCAGCCGCUCCUUUCAUUUCACUCGUCCGUUUAGUUUAAACAAGUCGCAUAUAAAGAUUUUUUUGGGUGUUUUAUUCAACAUAAGACAUUUGUCUUGUCGUUAGAAGCUGCGUUGGAAAGAAACACACGUUUGUUGUGCGUGGAAAGGCAGCUCGGUUUUUCAGCAAUGGCGACAGCUGCGGUUUCUGCCCCUGCCGGCGGCGGCCCAAAUCCCGGAUCCGGUGCCGAGAUGGUCCGUGGUCAAGCUUUCGAUGUCGGGCCGCGCUACAGUAACCUGUCGUACAUCGGAGAGGGUGCAUACGGCAUGGUUUGCUCAGCGUACGAUCGUGAUAGGAAAGUGCGUGUGGCGAUAAAGAAGAUCAGUCCAUUUGAGCACCAGACGUACUGUCAGCGCACACUCCGAGAGAUUAAAAUCCUGCUCCGCUUCAAGCAUGAGAACAUCAUCGGCAUCAACGACAUCAUCCGCACCCCCACAAUCGACCAGAUGAAAGAUGUCUACAUUGUACAGGAUCUGAUGGAGACAGACUUGUACAAGCUGUUAAAGACACAGCACUUGAGCAAUGACCACAUCUGUUACUUCCUGUACCAGAUCUUGCGUGGCCUCAAGUACAUACACUCUGCAAAUGUUCUCCACCGAGAUCUGAAACCAUCUAACCUGUUGCUCAAUACUACCUGCGACCUCAAGAUCUGUGAUUUUGGGCUCGCCCGAGUUGCCGAUCCAGACCAUGACCACACUGGCUUCCUGACAGAGUAUGUAGCCACACGUUGGUACCGCGCACCAGAGAUUAUGCUCAACUCUAAGGGAUACACUAAGUCCAUUGAUAUUUGGUCAGUUGGUUGUAUUCUGGCUGAGAUGCUUUCAAAUAGACCCAUCUUCCCUGGGAAACACUACCUGGACCAACUAAAUCACAUCUUAGGUAUUUUGGGUUCUCCCUCUCAGGAAGAUCUCAACUGCAUCAUCAACAUUAAGGCAAGAAAUUACCUACUGUCAUUGCCUCUGCGCUGCAAAGUGCCCUGGAACCGCCUCUUUCCUAACGCAGACCCUAAAGCAUUAGAUCUGUUGGAUAAGAUGUUGACCUUUAACCCUCAUAAGCGGAUUGAGGUGGAGGAGGCGCUGGCUCACCCCUACCUAGAGCAGUACUAUGACCCUACAGAUGAGCCCGUUGCUGAGGCACCAUUUAAGUUUGAUAUGGAGCUGGAUGACUUGCCCAAAGAGACUUUGAAAGAGCUCAUUUUUGCAGAAACUGCACGCUUCCAAACAUGCUACAGACCAUAGCCUACUGCACAGGUGUUGCUCUAGAUUCAGUCGUGGUGAUGCUUCUAUCUCCACUACACUGUGUGCUGUGGUCCUCUCUUGGUCUUCACCAUCAUCGUCAUCAUCUUCGUAACUCCUCUUUCUCCAACUGAACCCCAAAACUACAGGCAACCCUCAAAGUUCAUCCAAACUGCAGCAGAAAACAUGGACUCUUGCAACUUCUCAUUUACUCUUUAAUCUCAUAACACUCCACAUUAUAAUGGAAGAAAAGUGCAGAGUUCUCUCACACCCUUUCUCUAUCUUAUUAUUCUCAUUUCUGCUUAUCUGUGAAACUUAACCUGUGUGUGUGGAGAUUAUGGAUCUGAGAUGACCCAUCUAGGUGAGGUUUUGACUCAGGGUAUGGUAACCCUUUUUGUCUUGGUCAGACCUCUAUUAUACUUCAGUAAAAAAAAUGUUUAUGAUUAUGUUAUUAUUGUGCUUCUUUUUAGCCUCCUGUUAAUAUUUCCAACAAGCUGCUUUUCACUAAGGUGUCUGUAAGCCAUUUUUAAGUCCCACAGAGGCCAAACUGAAAACAGGGAGAGAAUGAGGGCCUGGAUCUCCUCGAUUCUUUUA